Molecule: messenger RNA, 294 nt
Organism: Protopolystoma xenopodis
Lineage: Eukaryota; Metazoa; Platyhelminthes; Monogenea; Polystomatidea; Polystomatidae
Source: the annotation of a GenBank genome assembly
AUGCUAUCCAGAUCCAGCAGAAAGUUUCUUAUUGUCCCUGUCCUUUUUUUCUGCCCGGUUCAUGGAACUGCCCCAGAUAUCGCUGGCCAAAACAAGGCAAAUCCAACCGCCUUGCUUUUUUCUGCCAUCAUGAUGCUGCGCUACAUGAAUCUCACAAACCACGCUGCUAUUAUCGAGAGGGCUGUUUUUGAUGUAAUCAAGGAGAAAAAGAAGUUAACCAUGGAUCUGGGCGGAAAGGCCAGUUGCUCAGAGUAUACUGAUGAAAUCUGCCUCAAGAUAAAAUCUCUACAGUAA